GUGAGAAUCCACCCACUCAUCCAUGUACGCAUCCACUCAUCCACGAACCCACCCAGCAACCCUGACAUGCUGUCUAACCCGUUCUUCACUUCCUACAUUCGUCCUGCACAAUACCACUGCACCGUGGAUAGAUGAUCGACACAUAGACUCACCCAUCCAUCCACCUAUCCACAGAUUCUAACACAAUUUCACUCACCCAUCUAUACACACAUCCACCCAUCCAUCAUCCCACCAAAUCAACCACAUAUGCAUCCACCCGCCAAUCAUAAUCCACGCAUCCGUCCACUCAUCCACCUACACCCCCAAUCACCAAUCUAAUGCAUCCAUCCAGCCAUCCACUCGCCCGCCCAUCCACUCGUCCUACCAUACACCCACGCACCCCAAAACCCCACCCCACCCACCCCUCCCUCGACCGACCCUCGGCUCCGUUUCGCACACGCGCACUGCUCUCUCAUCCCCCCCUGGGCUAUCAACAUCUGGGGGCAGCGCGCGAGUAGCCGCGCUGCACGAGGCGCGAGCGAGGCUCGGGGCUUCCGACGCGAGCCGCCACUCAGUACUUUGAACCCGCUGCAGUCUGCGCUCCUUCAACGCCGGUGGGGGAACGUCGACACGACGCGAACUCUCUCACUCUCCCUGCUGAGGCCUCGAUCUCGUCGUGGCCAGCAGCAGCAGCAGGACCUCGACACUGGCAUCGAGCUCCUGAACCACAGCGCUGCUGCCGCCGCUGCCUCCACUCGCGAGAAGUGAAUUGAAGAUCUGACAAAUAUCCCAGCGAUGGACGAGGAGGAAUUUCGACGAUGUGGCAAGGAGAUGGUGGACUACAUCGCGGACUACCUGUCCACCAUACGGACCCGCCCCGUCUACCCCGACGUACUGCCCGGGUACUUGAGGCCCCUGAUCCCGGCGGAACCCCCGCGGACCCCCGAGACCUUCCGAGACGUGAUGGAGGACGUGGAGAGAGUCGUCAUGCCCGGCGUCACGCACUGGAGUAGCCCUCACUUCCACGCCUAUUUCCCGGGAGCCAACUCGUACCCCGCUCUCCUCGGCGACAUGCUCUCGGGCGCCAUCGGCUGCAUCGGCUUCUCCUGGGCCGCGAGCCCCGCGUGCACGGAGCUGGAGACGGUGAUGCUGGACUGGCUGGCGCGGACUCUGCAGCUGCCCUCGCACUUCCUGGCGUGCGGGGACACCGGGGAGGGGGGCAGCGGAGGGGGGGUCAUCCAGGGCACGGCGAGCGAGGCGACGCUGGUGGCGAUGCUGGCCGCGAGGAAUCGCGCGAUGAGACUGGGCCAGGACCCCCAGGGGAGUCCCGGGGCAUCGGGCACCCUGGCCCGCCUGGUCGCCUACACCUCCGAGCAGGCCCACUCGUCGGUGGAGCGCGCCGCGAUGUUUGCGGCGGUGCGGAUCCGCAAGCUGCCCACGGACGGGCGCUGCUCGCUCCGCGGGGACGCCCUCAGCGACGCCGUGGCCACGGACCGUGCCGCCGGCCUCGUCCCCUUCUUCCUGUGCGCCACACUGGGCACCACGCCCUCCUGCGCCUUUGACAGCAUCAUGGAGCUGGGACCCGUGUGUGAACGCGAGGGACUCUGGAUGCACAUCGACGCCGCGUACGCGGGCAGCGCCUUCAUCUGCCCCGAGUUCAGACCCCUCCUCAACGGAGUCGAGUUUGCAGACUCCUUCAAUUUCAACCCGCACAAAAUGAUGGAGGUGAACUUUGACUGCUCGGCCAUGUGGGUGAAGAGCAAGGCAGACCUCAUCAGCGCCUUCAAGAUGGAACCACUGUACCUGCAACACGAUCACCAGGAGUCGGGACUCAUUACGGAUUACAGGCACUGGCAGAUCCCGUUGGGCCGGCGCUUCCGCUCGCUCAAGCUGUGGUUCGUGAUGCGGCUCUACGGGGUCGAGGGACUGCAGGAGCACGUGCGCAAGCAAGUGCGUCUCGCCCACGAGUUCGAGGCGCUGGUGCGGGCGGACGAGAGGUUCGAGGUGUGUGCCACGGUCGUCCUCGGCCUCGUCUGCUUCCGUCUCAAGGGCCCGGACGACCUCAACGAGACGCUGCUCAAGGACAUCAACGGCGAGCGCGCCGUGCACCUCGUCCCCUCGCGCCUGCACGGCCGCUUCGUGCUGCGCUUCGCCGUCUGCUCGAGCCGCACGCGCAGCCACGACGUCGCCUUCGCCUGGGCCCAGGUGCUGCGCGUCGCCGCCGCCCUCACGCAGGGGGGGCCCGGCCCGCAGGGGGAGCCGGGGCGCGAGGCCGCCGGACGGCAGACGGCCGGAGGCCCACGCUGACGGAGCGAGACGGCCCGGGUGCAAACGGGAGCAUCGAGAAGAAGGCAGCGCCCCGAACGCCGCCCACACACGAGCCCUAACCACACGAAGCACCCAGACACGAGCCUUAACAAUAACCACAUUAGCCAGCCAGACUCUAGCCCGAGCCCUAACCACACGAAGCACCCAGACACAAGCCUUAACAAUAACCACAUUAGCCAGCCAGACUCUAGCCCUAGCCCUAACCACACGAAGCACCCAGACACAAGCCUUAACAAUAACCACAUUAGCCAGCCAGACUCUAGCCCUAGCCCUAACCACACGAAGCACCCAGACACAAGCCUUAACAAUAACCACAUUAGCCAGCCAGACUCUAGACCGAGCCCUAACCACACGAAGCACCCAGACACGAGCCUUAACAAUAACCACAUUAGCCAGCCAGACUCUAGCCCUAGCCCUAACCACACGAAGCACCCAGACACAAGCCUUAACAAUAACCACAUUAGCCAACCAGACUCUAACCCUAGCCCUAACCACACGAAGCACCCAGACACAAGCCUUAACAAUAACCACAUUAGCCAGCCAGACUCUAGCCCUAGCCCUAACCACACGAAGCACCCAGACACAAGCCUUAACAAUAACCACAUUAGCCAGCCAGACUCUAGCCCUAGCCCUAAUCACACGAAGCACCCAGACACGAGCCUUAACAAUAACCACAUUAGCCAGCCAGACUCUAGCCCGAGCCCUAACCACACGAACUACCCAGACAUGAACCUUAACUCUAAGCACAUUAGCCAGCCAGACUCUAGCCCUAGCCCUAACCACACGAACCACCCAGCCACACACGAGCCAUAACUACACUAACCACCCAUACUUUACUCCUAACCCUAACCACACUAGCCAGCCAGAUCCUAAUCUACUUCUAACUCUACUCCCAUCCCCAGGUUUUUCCAGAUUUUUCGUUUUCACUUUUAAAGGUCACAGUCCCCGCUCCGUCACAACACCACGUGUUCAGUGUUCAGUGAGCCGAAGUGUUUUGCCCGUGUCGUCGUCGUCGUCGUCAUCACAGAGGUGGCCUCCGUGGCUCACAGAGACGCUGAGAUCCUGGUUUCGAAUCCGAGUUUCGAAUCCAUGACCUUGGCCAAGCAGGGUGGCGGUGGUGGAUACGCACACGUGCCUGCUUACAAUCCAGCACCGUGGUGGGGGAGGCAGCGAGGGUUGGUGGAUCACCGCAUGAAUGCCAAAAUAUCACGACGCUACCUUCCCGUGCGCAUCGAGGAGGUACCCCUGGCUCGCCAGCUGAACGCAGCACAGCGAAGUGUGGACUCAUAACGCCUGUCCCUUCUGUAUGGCGGGAUAGAGUGUUGCCCCCUCGCAUGCGUGAGUUUUCUCCGGGUGCCCGCGCUUUCCUCCCACGUGUAAAAUAAUCACUCGCUGCGAAUUGCCUUGAAACAUCUUAGGACGUAGAGAACUGCAGAGCGAGCGUUGGUAACGCCGGUGCAGCGCCUGGCUGCAGCCUUCCAGCUCGGUCUGUGGUUCCUACUCUGCGAUUGUCCGAUGCAAAAUUGCGUGAACGUCGACGCGACACAGCAAACCCUUGCCCGUCGCGGGCGUUACGCGAUCCGCAAACUCCCGAGGCACCCCCACGACACCCCCACGACAACCCCCCCGCAUCAACCCCCCAUCAUCUCGCAAGCAGCGAGUCGCGACGCGUGACGGAUUGUCGCCGUCAACCGCGAAUGGUUCACGCGCUCUGCACCACGACUCGUUUCAACGGCGAAACCGCGAAAGCUAAACUGGCGAGAGGGAGGGUUUUGCCGUACACAGAACUACCACUUUAUUAUAAUUAUUACUAGUAGUGUUGUUACCAAGCUCACUAAUGGCUGGACUAAAACAAAACAAAAUCCAUCUCACUUAAGUUGGGCUCCUGUGGUGGUUUUGAGAUCGACUCCAACACCAGCGAGUUCGCGGCCGCGUGCGUGAGACCCUGCGUGGGGCCCUGCGUGGCACCGCGAGGGGCCGUACGCCCCCUCGCGGUGCCACGCGCGGCUGUGCCCUCGGAUGGUGGCGGGUGUGACGACACAUUCUUAUUUACGCGAUCUCACCCAAAGCCAAAAAAUAUUUAUCAUGGAUAAAAUUGUUCGCGAAACCCUCCUCCUGCUACCACGACCACCAACCACUACGACGUGUUAAAGUGGUGCGAGGGUAACCCCCGUCAGGAGAACGUCGAGUGGGGGAGGCGUCCCGGGAUGCUUCAGAUUCCUCGGCCGCUCUCUUGGCGCGCGCGAGGUCGCCAUCCAUCGCCCCUCCUCGUUGUUGUUGUCGCGUAGGCAGCGGCUGUUGUUGUUGUGCUUCGGUGAGAUUCCGCCAGUGGGGGGGGGACGCAUUACAAAAUCAAGGAACUAACGCGUCAAGAUGCAAUGGUGAGUUAAAAUAUCCAGCCGACGUGUUAAACGGAGUGCAACUCAUGCACGGCCGCGCUGUGAUGGGAGUGUGCGCCUGUGUCAAGAUCAACAUCACAGUAUGUGUGUGUGUGUGCGGCAGUCUGUUUAUCUUUGGGAGGGGGGGGGGGUGCAGCGGGUAGCGCUGCUCUGCAAACCUCGCGCACCCAAGUUCAACUCCUGCUCACGGCCAACACCAGUGACGAUGAUUUGAACCAGGUCCUGGGCCCCCCACUAAGUCGACACAGUAUCAAAUGAGUACCUGGUGCGAUGUGUAAACAUCACUACCGGGGGAGACAAAGGCGGCCGGGCGUGGUGUUGGCCACACCCACGCCCUGGUGUGCGACAGUGCCACAUGUGCUCGCUAACAGCACUUGCCCCAAUAGUCUGUUACAGGCUACACUUUGCCGGUGGGGUAGGGAUCUAUUGUGUGCACGCGUGUCUGGGUGUGCGCAUGUGCGUGCCUUCUCCGUUGUGACUGUUACUGCUGAUGGUGUUGUUAGUUGUUGUUGUUGUUAUUGUUGUUGUUGUCGCUGAUGUCACGUUGUGCCGUUUUAGCCCACGGGGCCAGGCCAGCGAUCCUGUACAGACCCUUCGGUAGUCGCCGGUUGGUUCUUCGCUUGCGAAGAUCGGGGAGGUACUUGAGGUCCGUGUAGUUGGCAGGCGCCGCUGGUGUCUGUACAGGGCCCAUCCUUGACUUGCAACAUUCCGUGGCAGGUGGUGGAUCUCAACUCCAGACCAGUCAGAGUGGGGGGAGGGCGCCUCCAUGUUUCUGUUGAAGCUUUGUGCCUCGUUCGGUCUGCCAUUGACGCUGCUUCCUUAGCUGUGGAGCGCCAGCAACACGUUGAGUCUCACCGAUGGCAUUCGUGCUCCGAAUAAUGAGAGCGAACUUCAGCUGAUUAACCCCCACCCGUUUGAAACGGUGAUCAACGCCAUUCGUUCACUUUGAUUGGUCACGUGAAGGAAUGGGAAGCGUGGCACAGCCAUGCCACCUCCUCAGGUGGUACCCACAGGUUGUGAGAUUCCUUGGCCUGGUCCGUGGGUUCCGUAUCUGAUUUGUGCAAAGCCGUGGGCCACAACAGCCAGAAGUUAAUUCACGAGAUGUAUUUAGUGUAUCUGUCAAUGAUUAAAUAAAAUUAAAACAUUCAAACAUC
Petromyzon marinus (sea lamprey) is the source of this 5860-nucleotide messenger RNA. RefSeq names its product aromatic-L-amino-acid decarboxylase. Gene Ontology annotation, biological process: serotonin biosynthetic process; catecholamine metabolic process; carboxylic acid metabolic process. Gene Ontology annotation, cellular component: cytoplasm. Gene Ontology annotation, molecular function: aromatic-L-amino-acid decarboxylase activity; pyridoxal phosphate binding. The record is from RefSeq and is a predicted model, not a curated record. Lineage: Eukaryota; Metazoa; Chordata; Hyperoartia; Petromyzontiformes; Petromyzontidae.